Molecule: messenger RNA, 1830 nt
Organism: Lentinula edodes (shiitake mushroom)
Lineage: Eukaryota; Fungi; Basidiomycota; Agaricomycetes; Agaricales; Omphalotaceae
Product: peptide chain release factor eRF/aRF subunit 1
Exons: 7
Coding region: 93-1409 (438 amino acids)
Biological process (GO): cytoplasmic translational termination
Cellular component (GO): translation release factor complex; cytosol
Molecular function (GO): translation release factor activity, codon specific; sequence-specific mRNA binding
Source: RefSeq, a predicted model, not a curated record
GAACUUUUUAAAUUUUUCCAUUCUUACACCCACUGCCAGGUUUUCCAACUUCAUCUUCUGCAUAAUCUAAGGAAGAUUCGUCGUUGCCCAGAAUGAGUCAGGACGCUGCGGAGCAGAACAUCCAGAUGUGGAAGGUCAAGAAGCUCAUCAAGAGCCUUGAUUCUGCCAGAGGAGCCGGAACGUCUAUGAUCAGUCUUAUCAUCCCUCCAAAGGAUCAAAUUUCUAGAGCAUCAGCAAUGUUGACGCAGGAAUAUGGCACAGCUUCCAACAUCAAAUCCCGAGUCAACCGUCUUUCGGUGCUUGCUGCUAUCACCAGUACUCAACAGCGUCUCAAGCUCUAUAACCGAGUGCCGCCCAAUGGUCUUGUGCUCUUUGUCGGGACGAUUUUGACCGAUGAAGGAAAAGAAAAGAAGGUAUCUUUCGAUUUUGAGCCUCACAAACCUAUCAACACAUCACUGUACUUAUGCGACAACAAAUUCCACACUGAAGCCCUUUCUGAACUGCUGGAAUCAGAUUCACGUUUCGGAUUCAUCGUUAUGGACGGUAACGGAACGCUCUUCGGUAUCUUAGCAGGAAACACCCGUGAAGUCAUACACAAGUUCACUGUGGAUUUGCCGAAGAAACACGGACGUGGUGGUCAGUCGGCCUUGCGUUUCUCUCGUCUUCGAGACGAAAAACGUCACAACUAUGUCCGAAAAGUCGCUGAACUGGCGGUUCAACAUUUCAUCACCAAUGACAAAGUGAACGUGACUGGUUUGGUAUUAGCUGGUAGUGCCGACUUCAAAACAGAGCUCAGUCAAAGCGACAUGUUCGAUCCGCGGCUGGGCGCAAAAGUGAUCAAGGUUGUAGAUGUCAGUUAUGGAGGCGAAAAUGGUUUUAACCAAGCGAUCGAACUUGCGGCAGAGUCUCUUGCCAAUGUCAAAUUUGUGCAAGAAAAACGACUCAUUCAGAAAUACUUCGAUGAAAUUAGUCAAGAUACCGGUAAAUACUGCUUUGGCAUUGAAGACACCCUGAAGGCUUUAGAACUCGGUGCCGUAGAGACAUUGGUAGUUUGGGAAAACCUUGACAUCACACGCUACACCCUUCGGAAUGCAGCUGGAGAGGAAAUCGUUGUUUACGCCAACAAGGAACAAGAGAAAGACCGAGAAAAAUUCUUUGACAGGUCUACUGGCAUGGAGAUGGAGCAAGCCGACGAACCACAAUCUCUUCUUGAGUGGUUUGCCGAAAAAUACAAAGAUUUUGGUGCCAAUCUCGAGUUCGUUACGAACCGUUCCCAAGAAGGUGCCCAGUUCGUCAAAGGCUUUGGUGGGAUUGGCGGCCUACUCCGAUACAAGGUCGAUUUCUCUAACCUCACUUCGAUCGACGAAGAAGAAGAAGACGAAUUCUAUUCGGACGAUGAAGACAUCUGACGGUAUUGCUGGCUCUUAGGAGCCCCGUCCAACCAGGUUACGCCGUGCGGGGCUGUGGGUAGGGGAGAUCAGGAAGAGGUACUAGUGCACAACGAUUGUGCUUAUGGGUAUGUGGUAAAAACAUUGAGGAUUAAACUUGAUUAUGCUCGGUAUUCAUGGCUUGGGCCUGUACUGGACAUAUUGGGACUGGGAAGGUUCUGCAGUCGGGGGCGGGUUUCUCAGUAUCCAUUACAAAUGCAUAUUUUUCGUCUUCAGAUAGACCCCGCUUUUGUAGGAUACUGACUGUUGUUGGAUCGUGGUAUCUACAUGUGUCUGUUCUAACUUUUAUUUACUGUAAAGUAAUGUAGGACGAGUUUGUAGCUUGUUUCUAUGCGCUUUGGUGGGUACCAAUGAGCAAAUCAGUUUCUUACACACAACGGCC